CCCUGGCAACGUUGAUAGUAACUGGAUCCAAGGCGUACCACCAUAAUGUUCUCAGCUUCUCGCUUUGUAAAUAAUUAAACAUGCCAUAGAAAGUAACGGAAACUUUCUGAGACUUUCAACAUGACAGAAGCAAUGCAGGGAUUACUGGCGGAUGCCAAAAAAGGCAGAUAUUCCAGCAUUCGUGACAGUUUGUCUGAAGAUGAUGUUGCCAGUGUUUGGGAAAAUGUAUCAACAUUCCUUGAUAAGCAGAUGUCACAACAAAAGGGUGUACAGAUACCUGUUCUGGGGACAUUCACAUUUUCUCAGAAGAAAUUAGACAUCGGAAAUAACAAGUUUGUUCUGAUUCAACGACCAGUAUUCAACAUCUCUGAGAAAUUUGCCCAAACUCAUGGACUACAGUUCACAAAGUAUCAUGUACCAGGUCAGAUACCAGUUGUGCCUCUCAAUUUUGCUGCUCUAUCAUUUGAAAGUCCAUUCGAUCGUGACACUGUGGAAAGUUGUGUUAGGGAAAUCCUUAAUGCUGUGUCCCGAGCUGUUGGUGCCAGAAGAAAUGUUGAACUUACAUUUACUGGAAUAGGAAGAUUGUCUAUUCGUGAAAACAGAGUGAAGAUGAAAUUUUUCAAGGAGUUCGUUCGGCACAUGGAUGGAUCAGGAAAGCUUGUCGAUGCUCUGCAAAAUCGGCCAGGCACUGUGGAUUCAGUCAUAUCAGAACGGUGUUUCUCCCGACCACCCACCAGCAACACCCUUGUCCUUCCAAAUGGAGCUGGUAAUCACAGAAUCACAGCAUCGAACAGCAAUGCCUUGAUAGCAGGAUGUCUUGAACCAGUAGCGGAGACCGAAGAGGGUGGGGCAGAUACUCUUGGAGAUGGCCCUGGACUGAUUGGGGACCCUCUAGACCAGGCCCCUGACCCAUUUUCUGCUGUGGAGGGUGGGGAUAUUCCUGCUGAUGUCUUGGCAGCAGCUGUAGCAGAGGACCAGGCCAUGGAGAUCCAAGCUGCAGAGAACCAGGCCUUGUUUCACCCUGUAGCCAUGGAAGAACCCACUGUUGGAGACAUCCACACUGCUGCCGCCAUCGACAACAUCCUUAACGAGGGUGAUGAACAACCUGCUGUCAACACAAUGACUCUUGCUGAACUAGGACCAGAGACUUCUGAUGCACCCCAGAAGCCUAUAGGUCCUGUACGAUCGAUGUCACGGAUGACAAUGCCGCUGCCCAAGGCUAGUGGAGUGUGUCUACUGGAUGAUCUACAAAUAGGGUCAGCUAGGCCCUCUCAACCGCCAACACCACCAAACCUCACCAAGUUCUCGCCUGCUCCACUACAGGAUGUGUUUUCACCUCAGCCUCCAGUGAUGGACAAGCCAAUGUCUGCUGGUCACUUAGCUCCCCUGGAGAGAGGGGUCACUUUUGACCAGACCGCCAUGGACCGUGCACGCCAACACAGUGCAAGUUGUGGCCAUCCGCAUGCUGGCCAGGAGCUGUGUUAUUUGUGUCAUCAGCGGGCUCGACGCAACGUCCCUGUGUCGUUUGUGGAGGAGCGUCGGCGUCGGGAGGUGGAGGAGGACAGAUUGCUGCAGCAGUACCAGGCCAUGAAGGAUGCAGAACAAACCAUCACAGAACAUGAGAACAACUUGUCUAAGAGACAGGACCUUCAGAAAAUGGCCGCCUUCAAUCUUGGAGUAGCAGAUGCUACUAUUCAAAAGAAGAAGGCCAGAGACACAGAUUUCCAGAGAUCCUACAUAUUCCAACGAAGACCUCUGACGCCACCACGGUUCCCCAAGCAGCAGGGGUACUUCAAAGAUUUGGCCUCGCAGGUUGAUAUGAAGGAACAGACCAAACAGAAGCGUAAUGCAGAUGAGGCCUUCUUUGAGAGACUGGAACAGGUGCAGCUGGCGGAGGAUCUGGCAGCACAAAGGGAGCAGUACUUGAAAGACAAAUAUGAUCAGACCGAUGUCUACAAGAAGGCUCUUGAGUCACAGAUACACCUUCGGGACAGAUUCCGCAAACCUGAUGGUCUUCUCCGCUCACCAGAGUAUCCUACAUCACGCUGUCCACUCUUCACUCCUGAUCUCACUUACUCUCACCUCACUGUUCCCCGGCCUUAUGUGCUGCGCCCAUUUGCAGAGAAAAAUACAGCCAUUGAUUGUGCCUCUCCAUUCACACUGCCUAGGCUUCGUUUCAAGCCUGUCCCAAUGCCCAGCUGUGAGCCAGACUCGGAGGUGUUCGGCAAGAAUGACAUGAACAAUGAGAAGAUGGCAGAGAGACGACAACGGGCACAUAACCUGUUCCGAGAACAGCAGGAUUUUGUGUCACAGAAGAAGCGAGACAUCAUCUUGAAACGUCUGCGAGAGCAGAAGGAAGAGGAGGAGACUCUCAGUCGGACCAGGAAGGAAUUGCUCGAUGACAGGGCCAACCGUCACCACAUGCGCUUUUUGUCUCGUCGCCGACUGGAAGACGAUUGGUCUAAAUCUGCUGACAUGAAACGAGGAAGGGAGUUGGAGGAUCGGCUUCGAUCUCUCAGUCCUGGGAUACUGGUGCACGAGCAGUGUGACAAGUACCACCGCUGUCGUCAGUGUCUGCGCCAACUUCGCAACUGUGGCGAGUCAAACAUCUGGAGCGAGUCACGAUACAUUCCUGGAUCAAGACUCAUGGUUUAAACAUGGCCGAUGGAAUGAUUAUCCCUAGUCUUUGCCUAGGUCUUGAUAAGUUUCGUACCAUCUAGCGAUUACACCACUUCUGAAGGUCUUAAGAAUAUUUUGUCUUAUAUCCAUCGGCUUUGUUUUAGGUCUGAACGAAAAAAAUUUUAUACUGGUAUUUACAAGAAGUGAUUUGUAAAUGACAUGGAAUGGUAUACAAUUUGCUGCAAUGAUGUUUGAUAUAUUUGAUCAUUUGGUAUGGAUAAUUAUUUUUGAUGCCUUGUCCAGUGGUGUUAAUUGUUAGAUGUUUUCAUUGUUCAAGGCCUGUCAACAGGUUGUGAUACAUAUACUAGUUUGUGAUGCCUUGAUGUUGUUGUUUGUAAAAGGGCAGAAACCAUUUUACCUGCCUGCUAUAAAACAAACCAUCUGUGAUAACAGUAUUAUUUAUAAUCAUAUUGCAUUCAUGAACCUGUCCUGUGUUCUAUGUAGCUAUUUUAGAUAACGUUUUAACAUUUUGUACAUGUUGUAAUACUUCUACAUUUAUUUGCUGUGAUACAUUUUAUGUACAUACAUGAUCAGUUACACUUCUAAGUACACUGGAUAUCUAUUGGUUUGUAUGAUGUAUUUUCAUUUUUUUAUAAGUUUUUAAGUGAUGGAUGGAUUCUUGUCCAGUCCAAGCUUAAUUGUCCUUAAUAACCCCUCAUAAAAGAGGCUGAGACAAACAUUGGUACUCCAAUCAUGAUACUGCUGAUCUUGGUAUGCAUCUUUCAUGCCCUUUUAGUUUGUUGACCAUAAACACUUGUUUCGGUAUGUGAAUUUCUCACUGUGUUACCUGUGAAGGCUUGAGUUAACAUCAUGGUUAAUCAGAUUGUCAAUGUCUGGCAUGAUUUCUGUAUUGUUGGAGGGUUUCUUCAUUAAACAUUGCUGCCAACAAUAAAUCAUGUAUAUGUACUU
Messenger RNA from Haliotis rubra (blacklip abalone), 3588 nucleotides. Its product is annotated as coiled-coil domain-containing protein 81-like. Gene Ontology annotation, cellular component: centrosome. The record is from RefSeq and is a predicted model, not a curated record. Lineage: Eukaryota; Metazoa; Mollusca; Gastropoda; Lepetellida; Haliotidae.